AUGUGCUCACAGUUCGAUAGAGCGUUGACAUACAUCACGAGCUUUACGAGCAAGAAAGAGCAACCCAUCUACAACGCCUUGAUCGGUUUGUGCUGGGGAACAGGCUGCAUACUGGGUCCUGUUAUCGGUGGAGGCUUUGCAGUCAGUUCUGCGACUUGGAGAUGGGCCUUCUACAUCAACCUACCCUUGGCCGGUCUCAUCUCUCCAGUCUACCUCUUCCUUCUGCCGACUCACAACCCCAAGCCGGACAUUGGUACUAUGCAAAAGCUCGCUACAGUUGACUGGCUAGGCGCUUUCUUGUUUGCUGGCAUGUUCGCUAUCUUGCAGGUUGCUCUCACGUUCAGCGGUUCACUGUGGAAGUGGAACGAAGCUGGUCCGAUCGCACUUUGGGUUGUGUUUGCCGUCUUUCUUAUCGCCUUCAUCGUGCAACAGGGUUUGAGUAUCGCCACCACACCGUCGCACCGUCUGUUCCCGGUCCACUUCCUCAAAAGCAGGACUAUGAUUCUACUCUACACUGGAACCGCGGCAUCGUCAACUGGACUCGGUCUCGGCGUCUACUACAUCCCAAUCUUCUUCCAAUUCACCAAGGGCGACUCUCCAAUCAAAGCUGCCGUACGAUUGCUUCCGUACAUCUGUGUUUUUGUAACAGCAGUGAUGCUUAGUGGUGGCCUCUUACCAGUCCUCGGUCGCUACCAGCCAUUCUACAUCGUCAGUGGUGUUUUGAUAGUCAUUGGCGGCGCCUUGAUGCAUACCGUUCAUCUGGAGACCUCCACGACGAGCAUAUACGGCUACGAGGUCUUGAUGGCUUUCGGAGCAGGAAUGAGCAUGCAAGUGGCCUACUCGGUCGCUGUGGCCAUUGCCGACAAGAUCGACACUUUAAACGCAGUAGGAUUUAUCAAUGUGGCUCAGAUCGGCUCCCUGUCCAUCGGUCUCAGUAUCGCCGGUUGCUUGUAUCAGAAUCUUGGGUUUGACAACAUCAAAAACGCCCUUGCGUCAUAUAGCUUCUCGGACACCGAGAUCAGAGCUGCACUUGGAGGUGCCCAUUCUGCCAUUCUGGCUAGUGGGGAUCUGGUGCUGCAGCGCUUGGUCCUCGGAGCCAUCGCUGCUACGCUUAGGGAUAUCUGGAUCUUGACUAUUGUUGCAGGUGCAGUCGCUCUUGUUAGCGGAGUGCUCAUGAAGAGAGAGAAGCUGAACCUUGAGAUGACGGCUGGAGGUUGA
This is a messenger RNA of Aureobasidium uvarum, 1218 nucleotides long. The record is from the annotation of a GenBank genome assembly. Lineage: Eukaryota; Fungi; Ascomycota; Dothideomycetes; Dothideales; Saccotheciaceae.